Molecule: messenger RNA, 6300 nt
Organism: Xiphophorus couchianus (Monterrey platyfish)
Lineage: Eukaryota; Metazoa; Chordata; Actinopteri; Cyprinodontiformes; Poeciliidae
Gene: cpne5b
Product: copine Vb
Exons: 22
Coding region: 134-2035 (633 amino acids)
Biological process (GO): cellular response to calcium ion
Cellular component (GO): plasma membrane
Molecular function (GO): calcium-dependent phospholipid binding
Source: RefSeq, a predicted model, not a curated record
GCACUUGAGUGUAAUUCCAUGUGGGAGGAGGAGGAUGGGUUUAAGUGCAGCUAUCAGGUCUUUUCUUCUCACACGCUCCGCUGUGCGCACAGACUGAGGAGAAAAUCAAAGAGCGGGUCCACCUCCCCAUGCGAUGUGCAGCAGCUUCAACAUCUGUGAAGUGGCUGCCUCACCCGGUCGGACCGGAGGCCGUCUGGUCUCCGAUCUGGUCUCAGGAGUCAGCAGGGGAGACUCGACGCGCUCCGUUGGGGCCAGGCUGUGCGCCUCUCGGAUCACACCGGAGCCGGCGCGGGCUCUCGCCAUGGAGAUGAUGGAGGGGGACGUUAUGGACAAGCUGGGGGACAUGUCAUCGGUGUACGACUUUGACCCGAUCACCGGCAACAUUCCGGCCACGAAAGUGGAGAUCACCGUCUCCUGCAGAAAUCUGCUGGAUAAAGACACCUUCUCAAAGUCCGAUCCUAUGUGCGUACUGUAUACGCAGGGUGUUGAAACCAAACAGUGGAGAGAGUUCGGCAGGACGGAGGUGAUAGACAACACCCUAAACCCCGACUUUGUUAGAAAGUACAUCUUGGACUACUUUUUUGAGGAGAAACAGAAUCUCCGCUUUGACUUCUAUGAUGUGGACUCUAAAAGCCCAGACCUGUCCAAACAUCCCGCAGAACUCAAUGACUUUUUAGGUCAGAUGUUCUGCACUCUUGGGGAGAUCGUUGGAUCACCAGCCAGUCGACUGGAAAAACCACUGGGAGGGAUUCCUGGGAAGAAAUGUGGCACAAUCAUCCUGACGGCAGAAGAGCUCAGCAACUGUCGAGACAGUGCCACCAUGCAGUUCUGUGCCAACAAGCUGGACAAAAAGGACUUUUUUGGCAAGUCUGAUCCUUUCAUGGUUUUCUACAGAAGCAAUGAGGAUGGCACGUUUACUAUCUGCCACAAAACAGAGGUGGUGAAGAACACAUUAAAUCCAGUGUGGCAGCCUUUUACCAUCCCAGUGAGAGCACUCUGCAAUGGAGACUAUGACAGAACAAUCAAGGUGGAGGUGUAUGACUGGGACCGGGAUGGCAGCCAUGACUUCAUCGGGGAUUUCACGACCAGCUACCGAGAGCUAGCUCGAGGGCAAAGUCAGUUCAAUGUGUAUGAGGUGAUUAACACCAAGAAGAAAAUGAAGAAAAAGAAAUAUGUUAACUCAGGGACAGUGACCCUACUCUCGUUCUCUGUUGAGUCAGAGUUCACCUUCCUAGAUUACAUCAAAGGAGGAACGCAGAUCAAUUUCACUGUGGCCAUUGAUUUCACAGCAUCUAAUGGUAAUCCUUCCCAAUCUACUUCAUUGCACUACAUGAACCCUUACCAGCUGAACGCCUAUGCCAUGGCCCUGAAGGCUGUUGGGGAAAUCAUUCAGGACUAUGACAGCGACAAGAUGUUUCCAGCUUUAGGCUUUGGAGCAAAACUGCCUCCUGAUGGGCGAGUGUCUCACGAGUUUCCACUGAAUGGAAACAUAGAAAAUCCUUAUUGCAAUGGUAUAGAAGGGAUCCUAGAGGCAUACCAUCAAAGUCUGAAGACGGUUCAAUUAUACGGGCCAACCAACUUUGCUCCAAUAGUGAACCAUGUUGCCAGAUAUGCAGCGGCAGUGCAGGACGGCUCUCAGUACUUUGUCCUCCUAAUCAUCACAGAUGGUGUCAUUUCAGACAUGGCCCAGACCAAAGAAGCCAUCGUAAAUGCUGCCAAACUUCCUAUGUCCAUAAUCAUCGUAGGAGUUGGUCAAGCUGAGUUUGACGCUAUGGUGGAGCUGGACGGUGACGACAUCAGGAUCUCAUCCCGGGGCAAACUGGCAGAGAGAGACAUUGUUCAGUUUGUUCCUUUUAGGGAUUACAUGGACCGGACAGGAAACCACGUGCUGAGCAUGGCACGGCUCGCCAAAGAUGUGCUAGCAGAAAUCCCUGACCAGUUUAUCUCGUACAUGAAGAGCAGAGGGAUCAAACCCAAUCCUGCGCCGCCGCCAUACACUCCGCCUGGACACACACACCACCACACACAAAUCUGAGACCUUUUUCUUUGCAUUUCACUGAGGACAGAUAGCAUGCAGCAGCCAAUCAGAGUCCAGUGGGAACUCUCUACCUCCUGAUUUUAUUUUACCUAAUUUGCUGUGAACAGGAGGCCAAGCAAUGGGUGUAGAAUGUUGUGCUGUACUCUCCUAUUGACUACAGAAGCAGUAUUUUUCUUUUCCUAUUUGUUCGGUUUUGUUUCUACUGUGAUAUAUUUCUUUGUAGGCUCUCUUCAGGAGAUGCUGACCUAAUUUUUCAGGACUUGUUGCUGAAAGCCUUUCGGGCAGUGACUGUUUCACGCCUACUUUUGACAGCAGGUUGAUUCGGAGGUCAUGUUGUGGUUAAACCUUGUGCCUGUCUGUGCUUGUUUCUUUAAGUGUAUCAGGACAUUUGAACUUGACCCAGGCUCUUCUUGUCAAUCAUCAGUGUGGCCUAAUGCAGUAAUAUUUUUUUAGCCACCUUCUCCUUCUUGAAUAUGUUUUGUAUUGGGGGUUGAUCUCAAUUUCUGAUGAUAUCACAGUUCUAGCGUUUUCCAAACGACACCGCCUCCUUUCCUCUUUAAUACUAAAUGUUGGUAUGAGCAUGUCGUAUGAGAUUUACUUGCAUUUUUUAGAAUGGCAUGGAUAUUUUUUACAUCUAAUUUUGAACAAAACAAACCUAAUGAAUUUUAGCAAAAGCCAAUUAUUUUUAAGUGACUGAAUAUGAAAGCUAGCACAACUACUAUGACUGUACCAGAUGGCCAUAUACUAUUGGAGUGCUGCUAAUCAUUAAUUUUGAGGAAGUCAUUCAUCCUUGUCAAAUAUUUUACUUCCAUCACCAUCAUUUAAUACAAAGCAUGGAGAAUUAAGUAUGAAAAAAACUGGCUUCUAUUACACUGUUUGUAGGACGUUUAUUGAAAGUGUUUAUACAAACAUGUGCAGAGCAAAUCCAAGGCAUAUGCAAAAAUAAUCUGCUGCUUAGGGCCCCAAAAUCACCAGGAGUGCAUCUGUUGAAUUCUCAUACUGAUCAUAGAUCUUAGUUUUUUUCUUCUUUUUCUUGACAGUGAGCAUACUAGUAAUACAAACUGUCUCAGGACUUUCAAGAGAUUUUGAGUUAACAUAAAAAAUACAAAUAAAUGUUAUGGUUAUAUUUUAAUCUUAGCAGAAGUAGUAAAGAUACUAACUGUAUAUAAUAUACAAAGAAACAUCUUUUAACAUAGGAACUAUUUAAUCUAAUCCUUUCUGUUAAGUUUCUGAAGUGGGAUUUAUAUUUCAUGCACUGCCACUGUUUACAAAUGCAUUUCAAAAAAUCAUUGUCAAUUCUUUACAGUCAGCGGCACACACAACUAAGUAAAACUUAGAUCCAAAUAAACUUUAAACUCAACAUAUUAAAACUACACUGACCAAGCUUCUGGAUGAAAAAGUCAAACCGUUCCCAUAAAGAAGUUAAAAUGAAAGUUAUCGUCAUUAGAUGUUCUCCUUUCUGCCAUCAAUGUGUGAGUAGGAUUACAUUCAAUAGCCCAGAGCAGCUCUCUGAAUUAAGCUUGAGUAUAUAGUAUAUGAGAGUUUGAAUUAGCUAAAACGUACUGAGAUGUAAUUUCAAAGUAAGAUACUGGAUGGCAUUGUGGUGCUGGAUUGCUUUAAAGUUGCUCAUUACAGGAAAACACAAAGUGAAAAUCUUCCCAAAGCGAUGACUUGUGAUAAGUGGAGAAAAAAAUCACAUUAUAGCUCAAAAAAGUAUCAUUUGUACUCAAACUCUUACAGUGAAAGCCAUUAUUUAUUUUCUAUGCAAAUGAAUUCACUAAAAACAUUUACAAAAUCAUAUUAAUGGGAAUAAGUAAAAUAGGUUUUUUUGUUUUGUUUUGUUAGUUUUUUUUAUAAAGGGACGCCUCAUACAGAAAACUAUGACAAUGUUUGAUAUCUCCUGGCAGUAUCACCCUAAAAUAGUGCUACACCUAUUAAUAAAGACACCAUACAAAAAUAACAAUCUGUCAUGAACUGGAUUUCAUUCAUUCAUUCAUUCUAACUUAUGUCUAACUAAAUAAAUUAGAUCCUCAGUGAGUGAACAAGUUAAUAAAAAACUUAACAAUUUCAGAAAAAAAUCAGUUUCUAAUCUUUUUGUUUUUUUCAAAUUGACUUUAAUUCAGUAAAAGCCAUUUGGUGCAGGUUUUUUUUCUUCAUCCCAUCAGGAAAAAAAGUAUAUAAAUAGCAUUACAUUGAGCACUACUGUAUGUUGUCUGGUAAUAGACCUUUGACAUUUGACUUUGAACUUAAGAGGAGCAGAAAAUCUUUUUUUAUUCAAAGAAAAGUUAAGACUAAUUAAAAAAACAUUCUCUUACGAGCAAUAUCAGAAGAAAGUGACAUUUAAUAAUAAUAAUGAGUACACAUUAUUUCACUUUUUAUGUUUUUUUUAUUUCAGCUUGCGUCUUUUAUUAGGUUCCAUUAAAAAAAGUUAUAAUGAGGAUUUUGCAGAUGUUAAACCACUGAGAUGGUGGAAAUAUGCAGCAAAGCAAGAUGCUCCAUUUUUAACCUCCUCAGCAUGCAGACUUCAGAGGCAGAAAUGUAGGUCAAUGCCAUGCUGAGAUAUUUCAGCAAAAGCUUUUCAUCAGAUUUCUACAUCUGUUUCUAAAUUCUAUGAAUCUUUAUGUACCAAUUGCAGAAGCUCUGCAAAUAAAGCAAUGAUAAUCUGCUGAAUUUAAGAUUUUUUAUUCAAUAUUAUAUAUAUAUAUAUAUAUAUAUAUAUAUAUAUAUAUAUAUAUAUAUAUUCUUCUUUCUUUCCAGUGGUAUUCAGCCACCACUCCUGAGAAGUAUGUGAAUGCCUUCAAGUGUUGGAACACAAUUUACUGCAGGUUGGAAUAAUCUAGAGGACAAAACUUGGCAUCAGUAACUAUGGCUAUGGUAAAUUAAUUUAAUUUUGUUUUUUGCAAAUUUGUUCUCCAAAAGAAGAAGCAAAAACAAGAUAAUUAGAAAAUGUUUAAUUUGGGGCCGUAUUAGUUUUGUGCUUAAUCCCAUUGUUUUUGUUUUUUGUCUCAUUAUUAUACAUAGUAGUCAUUCUGCACUUCCAAUUAUUUUGUGUUGCAGUGAAAGAAUUAAAUAACAGCACAUUUUCUAGUUUGUGUCAAAGCUCUGAUGGCUCUGAUUGAUGGACCAUAAAACAAAAUGUUCCCCGUUUCUUUGAAACACACCAAAGUAUUGAAGGAACAGAAUAUAUUUCAAUUCAAAAGGCUUGGGCUGAACUGUUUAAUGUAGCGAACUAUUAAGGCCUUAAUCAUUUGAACAGUAGUCACUCCAUCCUAUUUAGUCCUGUCCUGAUACGCAGCUAAGAUGGAUGGGUAAGGUUCAGAGGAGUAGAGCAACAGCUGGUUUGCAUAUAGAGUCAAUUAAGUAUAAAUCCUACUGGAACUAAGGUUUGCCUUCAAAUCUUUUAACAUCUUACAAACACAAAGUAACAAAAGUAGUUUGACACGAUCAUGAACAAGAGUGAUCAUUAGUAGGAAAGUGUGAGUUCCUCUAAAAGUUCUUGCACUACUUGACUUUUUAAUGAAUAUAUUUUCUGUUAUUUUGCAGUUUUCUUAGGGUUAGGAUCUAAAUCAUCUUUGCAAAAGACUGUCUUGGGCUCAAACAGUCAACACAAAAAAAGCACACUUUAAAAUUGCUGUCUGACUGAAACACUUUAAAAACAUAAAUUUCCUACAGCCAUUAACAUCUAAUCUCUAAAAUGAAUGCUAACUGUAAAUGUUUUUAUAUAUUUUUUUGGAAAGAUUGCUGUAUUACAAAUAUUUGUUAAAUUUUUUAGAACAUGAGAAGCCAUUGAUCCUUUUAUCUUUUCAAGCCCUGAUAAUUCUUAUCUUUAUCAAAAGCAUGCCAUUCUUUUUUCUAUGCCUUCAUCUGUUGGAGGAAAAAAUACACAGUCCAUCCAGAAUACCAGUAUUUCUGCACCAAAUGCGGCAGUGAAAAUGGACUGCAAGGAAUUUGUUCUCUCUUGUGCCUGACUCCUGAAACUUUCCCGUCUCAUCAGUGUUUAUAAAGAAUAAAAUAAAAGAGCUGUAGCUAGUUUGCAUGUUACAGUUAACACCUUUUGUUAUUUGUUUAUCAUUAUUUUUGGUCUGAUUCCACUGUUUAUAUCUUUAUUAUUUAGGUUUAUUAAGUUCUCUGUUCUGCAUGACUCGGCUUCACGUUUCAAGAGUUUUUAUUGUACAUGAUUAGUGUCAUAUGGUGGGUUGUGAAAUGCUUUGUAUUGGAUUGCCUUAAAUCAAAAUUAUUAAAACCUGACUACUUUUAUAAAA